GCGACUUCUAGGCGAAACCGACUUUUGCCACCACUUCCUCUCCCUGGGCGAAUCGCCUCCCUCCAACUCGUAUCCCGCCAUGGCCGCCGCCGCCGCCGCCGCCGCCGCCGGCGACUCGCCCCGCCGCGGAACACCGGACAGCGAUGAGGAGGACUACGAGGAGUACGUCCCCGUCGCCAAGCGCCGGGCCAUGGAGGCCGAACGCCUCCGCCGCGCCACUAAACCGCCGACCACGAACGCAGUUGCAGUUGCAGCCCCGCCGCCGCCGCCGCGCUCCACCUCGUCGCCGGCGGUGGGUGAGGUUGCGGUCAAGACGAGCCUGCUCGUGAAGGCCACGAAGCUGAAGCGCGAGGCCCCUGAGGUGACCCCGGCCGAGCGGCUGCUCCAGCAGGAGAGGGAGAUGAUCGAGCACCUCUCCGACCGCAAGGCCCUCAUGCCCGUCGGCGAGAUCGCGAAGGGGAUCAGCUACUCCGAGCCGAUCACCACGGGGUGGAGGCCGCCGCUUCGCCUCCGCCGCAUGCCGCGGUCCCGCGCGGACGCGCUGCGACGGAGCUGGCACAUCCUUGUCGACGGCGACGACGUGCCCCCGCCGUCCCGAAGCUUCGGCGACCUCCGUCUCCCGGAGCCCAUCCUCCGCGCGCUCCGCGGCAAGGGAAUCGAGAAGCCGACCCCAAUCCAGGUGCAGGGUCUCCCCGUCGCGCUCUCCGGGCGGGACAUGAUCGGGAUCGCGUUCACGGGGUCCGGGAAGACGCUGGUGUUCGUGCUGCCGCUCAUCAUGGCGGCGCUGCAGGAGGAGAUCCUGAUGCCGAUCGUGCCCGGCGAGGGCCCGUUCGGGCUCAUCGUCUGCCCGUCGCGGGAGCUCGCGAGGCAGACGCACGAGGUGAUCGAGAUGUUCCUCGCGCCGCUCAUGGAGGCCGGGUACCCGGAGAUACGGCCGCUGCUCUGCAUUGGAGGCGUGGACAUGAGGACGCAGAUGGAGGUGGUGAAGAAGGGCGUGCAUAUUGUAGUGGCGACUCCUGGGAGGCUCAAGGAUUUGCUCUCCAAGAAGAAGAUGAAUCUUGAUAACUGCAGGUAUUUAACACUAGAUGAGGCGGACAGACUAGUCGAUCUUGGAUUUGAGGACGACAUCAGGGAGGUGUUCGACCAUUUCAAGGCACAGAGACAGACACUCCUCUUCUCUGCCACCAUGCCAGAGAAGAUCCAGAAUUUUGCAAAGAGUGCGCUAGUGAAACCAAUCAUUGUCAAUGUGGGAAGAGCUGGAGCAGCAAACCUUGAUGUCAUCCAAGAGGUUGAGUAUGUCAAGGAGGAAGCAAGAAUCAUAUACCUCCUUGAGUGUCUCCAGAAAACCCCACCCCCUGUGCUGGUUUUCUGCGAGCACAAAGCCGAUGUCGAUUACAUCCAAGAAUUUCUUCUUCUGAAAGGUGUCGAAGCUGUUGCAAUCCAUGGUGGAAAAGAUGAUGAGGAAAGAAAAGACGCGUUCAAAUCAUUCAAAGCCUCAGAAAAGGAUGUAUUGGUAGCUACAGAUGUUGCAUCCAAAGGCCUUGAUAUCCCUGAUAUCCAGCAUGUGAUCAACUACGACAUGCCUGCUGAGAUAGAGAACUAUGUGCAUCGGAUUGGAAGAACCGGCAGGCGUGGGAAAACCGGCGUCGCAACGACAUUCAUCAACAAGAACCAGACAGAGACUACGCUUCUUGACCUGAAGCAAUUGCUCAUCGAAUCAAAGCAAAGGUUACCACCAAUUCUGGCUGAUCUUGAUGAUCCACAGGAGGACGAUAAGGUGGCCAUUGCUCAGCAGAGUGGUGUGAAGGGCUGUGCGUUUUGUGGUGGCCUUGGCCAUCGUAUCGAGGCCUGCCCCAAGCAGCAGCUCCAGAACAGUGUCACGCUUGCUCGAGCAAGAAGUGAUUACUUCGGUGGUGGUGGCUACCGGGGGGAGAUUUGAUCAUCAAGUAUCACUAGAUUUGCUCUGCCAUGUAUGUAGUACAGCCAUCUACAAUGGACCAAUGGUUCAGUUUACUGUACAUAUGUGAAGUUGUACCUGCUCUAAUAAAUUGUCUGUACAAAAUUACUAGCUUCUGACUGUAUUUCUAACCGGCAGCUUUACAUCGCCCAUCUUCUGACCUGUGUUUGAAUGAUGUACAUACACUGUAUUUCAGGUGUUGGAUUUAUGUCAAUAAUUAUUUUCUGUUCA
This is a messenger RNA of Oryza sativa Japonica Group (Japanese rice), 2188 nucleotides long. The record is from RefSeq and is a predicted model, not a curated record. NCBI's taxonomy places the organism in Eukaryota, Viridiplantae, Streptophyta, Magnoliopsida, Poales, Poaceae.